GCCAUUCAUUAACUUAUUGCAUAUCUUUUUUAUAGGUUUCAUUUUUUAUUUAUAACAUUUGAUUAGGUCUUAUACAUUGUAAAUCCUCAUACUGAGUUUCGCCUUCUAAAUAAGUCUUUGUACAUUCAUUGUGAAAAAAACUAAAAUAUUCCUAGAUACCUUAGACCUAUUCAUUUCAAAGAUUUUUUAUAUAGCCUGCUUUCCCAGGCAUGUUCCUGAUGCUUAUGCUCAUCUUAGUCAAUCGACGAACACCUCUUCAUUAAAACAGCAAUUAUGCGAAUCCUUAGUUGGAAUGUAAAUGGUAUACAAAAUCCAUUUAAUUAUCACCCAUGGAACAAAAAGAAUUCCUACAAAGAAGUUUUUGAAGAGCUAAAAGCAGAUAUCAUAUGCUUCCAAGAAUUAAAGAUGCAAAAGGAUAAUUUUCCUCAAGAAUUUGCUCUUAUUGAAGGAUAUGAAGGGUAUUUUACAUUUCCUAAUACAAGAAAAGGUUAUAGUGGAGUUGGAAUUUAUGUAAAAAAAGAUCUAUGCACACCAAUAAAGGCAGAAGAAGGAAUUACCGGAAUUUUACCUGUCCGAAACCAACGGUACUCUUAUAUUGAAGCACCUCCACAUGAACAGAUUGGGUACUACCCUAAAGAUGUGGACAGAAAAACUGCAAAAUGGGUUGAUGAUGAAGGAAGAUGUAUUAUACUAGACUUGGGUAUAUUCAUCCUAAUUGGCGUUUAUUGCCCUGUCAAUUCUGGGGAUCAUAGGUGGGAAUAUCGAAAGGCUUUUUACAAAUGUUUACGAGAUAGGAUAUCAUCUUUAAUAAAGGAAGGAAAACGGAAUGUUGUCUUGGUUGGAGAUGUAAAUAUUCUCUGCGAUUCGAUCGACACGGCAGACCAGAAAGAUAUAAUAAAAGAAUCGUUCGUCCCUAGUAUAAGUGAAUCAAGAAAAUGGCUAAGAGAGUUAUUGAAGCCACAUAGAUCUGGGCUUUUGCUCGAUAUAGGACGGAUACGGCAUCCUACAAGAAAGGGCAUGUUCACUUGCUGGAACACCAGACUUAAUAUGAGGCCCACUAACUAUGGUACAAGAAUCGACUAUACGCUAGCAACUCCGGACUUGUUACCAUGGGUACAAGAUGCAGAUAUCAUGGCACAUGUCAUGGGAUCUGAUCAUUGUCCCGUUUACAUGGAUCUAAGGGAUUCAUUAGAUGAUACACCACUUAAUGAUUUACUUACUCAUGCGAAAGAUCCUCCUUCUUUGGCUGCAUGUCAUCACUCAGCGUAUCGACCGUCUAAAAACAUACAUGCGAUGUUUCAACAGUUUGAAAAGACGAAAAAGUCAAGGUCGGAAUCAGAUAUUAAUAUGGCGGAGACAUCCACAACAUCCUCUUGCUCACCAUCUACUAACAACAGUACCCCAUUGUCUGUGCCCGAGAAUGGCCCGGUUGAGAAGCGUCGACGAACAGAACAGCAGCCAAAGUUAUCCUCUUUCUUUUCUAAGAAGUCUCACUCAAUGGAAAAAUACGAAGCAGGAUCAGAAAAUCCUCCUCCAAUUAUCGAAGUAGACGAAAUUAGAUCAAAAGUCACAAGCGCUAAUUUUCCUAAUACAGAAAGUGUAACGGCAUGGAAGAGCAUAUUCCAAAAAAAAUCUCCUCCCCUAUGUGAUGGACAUAAAGAACCGUGUAAACUACUAAGCGUGAAAAAGCCGGGUAUAAAUUAUGGUCGGAAGUUUUGGAUGUGUGCUCGACCGAUUGGAGAAGUUGUUGAAAAUUCCAAUGCAGUUUCUAACGAUGAUACACAACCGUUUCAAUGUAGAUAUUUUCUUUGGGAUUCUGACUGGAAGGGUUAAUUAUUCGUUUACGAGAAAUAGACAUGAGUUAUAAUGAUAAUGAUAAUUUAUUUUUUUUGUUUUUCAUGAGUCGUUAGUUGUUAUUUUGUUUGCUACCCAACAUCAUUUCUAAGCAAAUUACGUUCUUCGGAUGCACUUUUCUUCGACAGACAGGACAUUUUUGAGUUGCAGAAGAAGUUCCUAAUGCGCUCAAAAUACAGAAAUUACAGAAAAUAUGACCACAAGGUGUAGCAGACAAAUUUUCGGGAUUAUCUAGACAAAUCACACACUUGUAGUCCGCCAAUCUUUGAGAGUUGUUCAGCGAAUCCGCCUGAGGUGUAACUUCCUGGUUAGGCCUCUGUUUUCUUUUCCUUUGCUUUGGUUGACUUUGUUUCUGUUCAGCAGUUGUUAAAUCGAUAACAUCAUCGAAACGUGACGGGAAAUUAUCAAAAUGACGGGGAUGAUGAGAUAACUCACGAAGAGAGACAUCUUCAAUGCUUUCUAUAUCGUCUAAACCUUCUAGGUCUGCUAACAACUCAUUUCUUCUUCCUUCAGGUGAUUGUACACUCUCAUUAUAUGCCAAGCUUCGAACUGAUUGAGGAGCUCUUUGAACUUCUAAAGCCUGUUGCUCUCCGUCGCCGAUAUGCUGGUCGAUGACUUCUCUUUCCGAGACUCCACUGGAUUCUGCAGGCUCACCGUGACCUUCAUUUAAUGCCUCAUCAACAGAAAAGGAAAUUUCAUUAGAGCCUCUACGUUGACGAGAAGCCGCAGCAAUCGCAGCGGCUUCUCUAGGUGACCGAGUUGCUCUUGUAUUGUAAGGCGUGUAUCUUUGAUUUCCGGACCGUGGUGUAGGAGGCAUUCCCAAUAAUUUCUGUACCUGUAUGUAAAUAGAUACGAAAAAAUUUUUAAGAAAGUCUUCGAAUAGAUAUUCGAAGAAUACUCGUAUUCUGUAUAUCGAUUCUCGAAUCUUUUUGCAACCCAACCAAAGAAGCUUGAUCUUUCAAGUUUACUGAAGGAGUUACCCCAAAACAAACAGAAUUCAAAGAAUUUUUUUUUCUUUUCACAUGAAAUACAAUAACUAAUAAAAAACGAGGUAAUUCAAGU
Molecule: messenger RNA, 2916 nt
Organism: Schizosaccharomyces octosporus yFS286
Lineage: Eukaryota; Fungi; Ascomycota; Schizosaccharomycetes; Schizosaccharomycetales; Schizosaccharomycetaceae
Product: AP-endonuclease Apn2
Exons: 2
Coding region: 274-1833 (519 amino acids)
Biological process (GO): base-excision repair
Cellular component (GO): nucleus
Molecular function (GO): zinc ion binding; phosphoric diester hydrolase activity; DNA-(apurinic or apyrimidinic site) endonuclease activity
Source: RefSeq, a predicted model, not a curated record